Molecule: messenger RNA, 426 nt
Organism: Abrus precatorius (Indian licorice)
Lineage: Eukaryota; Viridiplantae; Streptophyta; Magnoliopsida; Fabales; Fabaceae
Product: dynein light chain LC6, flagellar outer arm-like
Exons: 2
Coding region: 145-426 (93 amino acids)
Biological process (GO): microtubule-based process
Cellular component (GO): dynein complex
Molecular function (GO): dynein light intermediate chain binding; dynein intermediate chain binding
Source: RefSeq, a predicted model, not a curated record
GAUUGGAACAAACAAAACCUGCGUUUGGUUUAUUUUUCUUAUGCCACAAUCUCGGCCAUAGUUAACACAGAUUCCUACACUACAAAACCUUGUAAUAUAGAGCAACAUAGGGAGACUCAAAGCCACUUCUAGAGCUCUUUAAGGAUGUUGGAAGGAAAAGCUAUGGUGAAAGAAACAGACAUGCCAAUGAAGAUGCAAAUCCGUGCCAUGGCCUCUGCUUCUCAGGCCCUUGAUCACUAUGAUGUUUCUGAUUGCAUCUCUAUUGCUGCCCAUAUCAAGAAGGAAUUUGAUACUGUAUAUGGGAAUGGGUGGCAAUGUGUGGUGGGUUCCAAUUUUGGGUGCUAUUUCACCCAUUCACCAGGGACUUUCAUCUAUUUUGCUCUAGAGACCCUUAAUUUUCUUAUAUAUAAAGGGACCUCUUCUUGA